CGUGCCGUUUUCUUGAACACACAUUUGUUAGAUUAACGCUAUUUAUUCGAUGAUACCUUGUUUUAAGACUCUUGCGCCAACACCGAGUUAUCGUACAAAUGUUAUAAGGGUCGCAUACUAAUGCUGUCAACUGUAAAUAGCGUAUCGGAACUUAAUUUGCGCCUGAGCUCCCGACGUCGCAAGACGAAGAAAAUCGCUCCUCGACAUGUCUUUCUCGUUUAAGUUUGAUAUACCAGAUGCUGAAGACGCGGACCUUGAACAAAGCGAGCCGACUGAUUCAGAGUGCAAACACUUGACCAAGCCUGUUGCACCUUAUGAGGAGGUCGUGCCGAGCCACGAGCUUGAAAACCUCCAUGAAAGUUUGGAGAAAAGCGUGUUGGACUUGACAUCUAUCAAGGUUACAUUCCUAGUUGGUGGCCAAAUGGAAAGUCUCCUCAAAGGUGAAGUUCUUGAGGCGGCUGAAGGAAAUCUUGACAUAAUUCCCAGUGUUUACGAAGGUGGUAUGAAGGUUUGGGAAUGCUCCAUUGAUUUGGCGGAGUACAUUGAAAAUCAUCUGAGCAUUGAUGAUGAAAGCAAAGUACUUGAGCUUGGUUGUGGUGCUGGCCUUCCAGGCCUUUUGGCCUGCCUCAAGGGGGCUUUCGUAGACUUCCAAGACUAUAACAAGCAGGUGCUGGAACUGAUCACUAUACCCAAUGCCUUUUCCAACAUUGGCACUCGGGUGAAGAAAAGGUGUCAUUUCUAUGCAGGCGAUUGGAGUGCAUUAGCAGACAACAUUGCACCUUCCAAAUAUGAUUUCAUUUUGACAAGCGAAACAAUUUACAACACCACCAGUUACCCAUCCUUGAUUGCAGUGCUGAAGAAGGCAAUCAAGCGCACUGGUAUUGUUCUUGUUGCUGCAAAGACUUGCUACUUUGGAGUUGGAGGUGGCACAAGAUUGUUCGAAGACGCUUUGGCUGUAGAUGGAUUUUUCAGGUCACGUGUUGUUUUCACCACGGACUCUGGUGUGCAACGAGAAAUUUUGGAAUUGCGUGUUGCACCUCUACCUUGACAUUGUCCACAGGUAUGCAAUAAACUGUCUUGUGCAGAGCAUCCUUUAAUGUC
Molecule: messenger RNA, 1101 nt
Organism: Rhipicephalus microplus (southern cattle tick)
Lineage: Eukaryota; Metazoa; Arthropoda; Arachnida; Ixodida; Ixodidae
Product: histidine protein methyltransferase 1 homolog
Biological process (GO): peptidyl-histidine methylation, to form tele-methylhistidine
Cellular component (GO): nucleus
Molecular function (GO): protein-L-histidine N-tele-methyltransferase activity
Source: RefSeq, a predicted model, not a curated record